AUGGAUUUCGCGCUUCUCUCAACCCGUUCUGAGAAAAAUGGAGAGGAGCUGAAACCCACCUAACUGCAAAAAACAGAUCUAAUAUGCCUUCCACAAGGUGGUUUUCCCGUAAGGGGCGCCCUGAUUAGGCAUUUUUGGACAACAACUAGUCCAACCGAAAAAAAAUGGUGA
This is a messenger RNA of Haemonchus placei, 171 nucleotides long. Lineage: Eukaryota; Metazoa; Nematoda; Chromadorea; Rhabditida; Trichostrongylidae. The record is from the annotation of a GenBank genome assembly.